Messenger RNA from Myxocyprinus asiaticus (Chinese sucker), 1145 nucleotides. RefSeq names its product protein YAE1 homolog. The transcript is spliced from 3 exons. NCBI's taxonomy places the organism in Eukaryota, Metazoa, Chordata, Actinopteri, Cypriniformes, Catostomidae. The record is from RefSeq and is a predicted model, not a curated record. Bases 143 to 796 code for a protein of 217 amino acids.
AGUCACGUGACAAUGUGGAUGUGAUCAUGGUUGAUGGACCUAGUCAAAGGCCGAAACAAGCAGCUUUUACUCCCCGGAUACCUCUUACGUUUACGUUACACGUAGUGGAAUUAAUUGUAGGGACUCGUGGAUUGGAAACAUCAUGUCGUGGUUAAAAUCAGUGUCAUCCAGCGAAGAUGUCUUCGAAGAGGAUGUGGAUGACAUUAGUCUUCAAAACAAAGAAUGGAAUUACAACAUGGAAAAACGCGCAAAGGAUGGUUUCAGAGAUGGAAGUGAUGCAGGGAAACAAGCCUCACUGCAGGUUGGUUUCAACACGGGAUACAGAGAAGGAGCCCAAAAAAUGAGAGUCAUCGGUCAACUUAAAGGAAUCAUGAGUGCUGUGCGGUGCUGGUGUCAAGUUCAGCUGCCUGGAAGCCCAGCUUUAGCAUCUGUUACUGAUAUGCUCCUGAGAGUGGAGAUACAUGAGGACAAACUAGUGGAGGCCAUGAGAAAAGCCCAGGAAAGGUCUCCACCCAGUGUGGCUGAGAUGGUGGAUGACAUGGAGGACCUAAACGUCAAGCAAAGUGACCGGGGUGCAGAGUCUGGCUGCUGCAAUAAGGAUGGGGACUGUUCUGGGAGAGAUGGAGCGAAUGAGCGCUGCAGUAACAUCAAAGACACGAGUGAAGACUCAUCAAGGAGUUCUUUCUCUAUAGGAGAUAAUUUUGAACAGCUGCUGAAGAGUUGCUUGGACUUAGUUACAGAAUUAGGGCUGCCCGAAGAGCUAAAACUUCAUAUUCAGCAGCUCACAGACACAUGAAGUGGAUUAGGGCCUGUUUGUGGUGAUCAUUGCCUCAAAAUAUGGGUGUCUGAUUAACAUCCUGUUUGGGCAGGAAAUAGGCUACAAGCAAAUUUUUGGAAAGAAAAUAGACUGUUUAUUAGUUGACCUAAAUAGAUUGAAAACUGGGGUGCGAUUUUGUUUUUAUUUCACUGCUGUGAUUCUGUUGAGUCGCUGGAAUGGUAACGUAACAUUUUACAAUCUUUUGCUCCUCCAUAUAAUAUGAAUCCAAAUGCAUUGUGAGAAGAUUACCUGUUCACUGUUAUGAAGUGAUGUUGAAAAAAAUACUCAAAACACUUAAUUUCACUAAAUAAAGGUUCAUUUUUCAGAA